Messenger RNA from Cinara cedri, 2254 nucleotides. NCBI's taxonomy places the organism in Eukaryota, Metazoa, Arthropoda, Insecta, Hemiptera, Aphididae. The record is from the annotation of a GenBank genome assembly.
AUGGGUCGCAGUAUAGUAUGGAAAUAUUUUAUAAAAAAUAAUAAUGGUACAGCCACUUGUCAAUUAUGCCAGAAAACAUUAAAAACAAGCGGUAAGUAAUUUUCUUGUUUACUAAUAUUUUAUAAUAUAAUGAUAAUCAAGGGAAAAAUUAUAAUAAAAAAAUAAUUUUUUUUUACAAUUUUUUGAUUUCCAAACAAUAAUUUUUAAAAUAUUUGUUUACAAUAUAUAUUUAUUAUACAUUUUUUAACAGCUUUAUAAUACCAAUUACCAACUCAUAUUAAAUAAUUUUAUCAUAUAACAAAUUAUGUAUUGUAAUUGUUAUUACUAACUUGUUAGUAAUGGGUAACUGUAAUUUUAUUUUCAGGCAACACAAGUAAUUUAAGUGGACAUCUCACUUGUAAACACAGUAGUUUUAUGGUUUCAAAAGCUAACUCAACGGCUACACCGAGGCAAGAGUUGGAAACUUCAGAUGUUGAUGAUCCGUCUCUAACAUUGUCCUUAUUAUCGACAGCUUCAACUUCAAAUAUGUCAUUUACAGCUUCUACAUCUCAUAGUUCUAAUAUACCAUCUACUAAUGUAGUUCCAUCUUCCAAUAUAGACACAGCAUUCAAACGUCAAAAAAUAAAUGAGUCAUUUUCACAAAUUGUGUCUUAUCAAUAUGGAGGUUUUAAAAGUGCAAAAUUAAUAAAUGCAAUAUUGUAUAUGAUUGCAAAAGACAAUCAGCCAUUAUCAAUAGUAAAAAAUAAAGGAUUUAUCAAUUUAAUGAACAUUACUUCACCAAAUUUUAAAAUUCCUUCUAAAAGGAUAUUUCCAGAUUUCUAGAAGGAAAAUAUAAAUCAUUUAAAGAUUUGUUUAAAAAUGAACUAAAUAAAGUGAAAUAAAUAUCACUAACAAUAGAUAUAUGUACCGAUAUACAAACUCAAAGUUAUCUAGGAGUUACUGUACAUUUUGAAAAAAAUAGCAAGUUGGCUUCUGGAUUAUUAGGUGUGAUAUAUCUCCAAGAAAGACACACAUCUCUGUAUAUUGCUGAUACAUUAAAUAAGGUAUGUAAACAAUGGGACAUUUCUUUAGAAAACAUAACUGCAAUUGUUACUGAUGGAGCUGCAAACUUAACUAAAGCUGUUGAUUUAUUGUUUGGAAAUCCCAAUAACAAACGUCACAUACCAUGCUUCGCCUACACACUACACUUGGUAGCUCAAAAUGCUAUCUCCAGUGUCACGGAUUUAAGUUUACUUAUUAAUAACGUAAAAUCAAUUAUAACAUGGUUUAAACACUCAGAAGUAGCCAGUGAUGAACUAAGAAAAGUUUCCAAUAGUAAACUUAUUCAAGAAGUUCCAACCAUAUGGAAUUGUACAUUUUAUAUGCUUGAACGAUUUAUUGCUCUAUGUCCAUUCAUAAAUGAUAUUGUAAAUCGUAAUAUCUCAGCUCCUACAAUGGUUUGUGCUAAGGAUAUUGAAGAAAUGACAGAAAUAAUUGCUGUUUUAAGGCCAUUGGAAGCAGCCACAAAAGAAUUAUGUAGUGAACAAUAUGUUUCGAGUAGUAUGGUUAUACCAAUUGUGCACAUAUUACAAACAAAAAUUGAUGAGGCAACAUCAACUCAAAUUCUUAGCACUCAACUAAAAAAUGCAUUAAAAUUAGAGUGUUCAAAGCGACUAGGACAAAUAGAAAAUGUUUCAUUUUUCGCAAUUUCUACAAUAUUAGAUCCUAGAUUCAAAAAAAUGUAUUUUAAAAAUUCAGGCCCAUUAUCUAAAAUGUUAACCAAAAUAUCAGAAGAAAUCAAGUCCUAUCAAAUAACAUCUGAAAGUUCUUCUGAUUCAUCUCGUGAGUAGUAAAAAAUAUUACCUGUUAUGUAGGUAAUUUAUUUAUUAAAAUAUAUUAUUAAUUUUCAGAAAAUAAAGAAUAUAGUCUAUGGAAUAACGACGAAAAAAUUAUUCAACAAAGUAGCCAUAGUCGUGAGCGAGCCACAAGAAAAGAAAUUGGUUAUCCAUCUGAACUUAAUUUAUAUUUGAAAAGUGCUGUAGGUAGGUUGACAGACAACCAGUUAUUUCUAUGGAAUGAUAUGUCCACGGUUUAUCCAAUUCUGUCCAAAGUAGCUUUAAAAUAUUUAAGCACAGUAGCUACUUCGGUACCUAGUGAAAGACUUUUCUCCAAAGCAGGUUUGAUAAUGAGUCAACAAAGAAGCCGUUUGACUAUCAAAAAAUUAAAUAUGCAAUUGUUUUUACAAUCUGUGGAUGAAAGUUUUUGGGAAUUGUAA